UUAAGAUAAGGUAGAGAGCCUUGAUAUUAAAUUCAUUUUAUUAACAUCAAGGCUCUCUAAGAUAAGGGAUAUUUAAAAAUGCUGAUAUCAUUUUUUAUUUUUACCGAUAUUAUUUUCUUGUCGGCACCUGUAGCACUGUAGAACCCGUCCAUUCAGUCCAUCCAAUCCAUCCAAUUAGACGUUCCCGUAAAAUAUUAUUAUGUCUAUGGCACUGACACUCCCCGAUAACGAGCCGCAAGUCGCAACUGGCACACAAUUAUGCACACACACACUUACAACGCAACAAUGAUAAUAUUCGAAAAUAAUAAUUUACAACGCCGAAAAUCCCCGCGGUUCUUUUUUCAUUAUAAUUUAUAACCAUUAUUCGUUAUGCGUUUAUACGAGUAAUACGCGUUUUGUGUUAAUUAUAUUAUCCAUUUUAUACCUAUUGAUAUUAUAUUGUUCUUUUUAAUUUUUUUAUUUCAAUUUUCAAUAAUAUCAAUAAUACUGUACACCGCGACGCCGUUGAACUCGACAAAACCGUAAAAUUCUAGAAUCGCAAACGUUCACGGCCACCGAUUUUGUUUCGUUGUGAUUCGCGGUCGCGUGUUCACUGUUGUCACUUGUCAGUUACUCAAUUUGCAGUCCAACAGUUGCCAGUUGUCACUUGUCAAUUGCCGCUCGCCGUAUAGGUACCUACUCUUAUUCUAGUCUCGCACAGCCGUACGCCGAAACCACUAUCGACGUCACGCUGAUAAUCGCUGCUCCUACGUCCUACGACCUACGCCAACUCAGCACAACAUACCACGUACUUCCCGGUAAGCGACUAGAUGUUAGGUGUGUCAGUAAAAGAAAUGGAUACCAUUCAGGCUUCACCUGGUGAAAAUAAUCUAAUAAAGCAAGUUCUGAAAUCAAAUGAAUAUCAACCAACACAUUUUAGAAAUGACUCUCACUCUGCAAGAAUACUAGAAGAUUUACAAUCUCUACGCAAAAAUGAAGUUUUAUGUGAUGUUAGAUUUGAAGCAGAUGAUGGUAAAAUUGUAAUUGGACAUAAAAAUGUUUUAAUAGCAGCUAGUCCAUAUUUUCAUGCAAUGUUCAGUAAUUUUGAAGAGAGUAAUAAAGAUCUUGUUACCAUAAGAGAAUUAGAUUCCACCAUUUUACAGCUAUUAGUAGAUUACAUUUAUACUGGAGAAAUUAUGGUCACAAAAGAAAAUGUGCAGGCGUUGUUACCAGCAGCAAAUGUAUUACAGUUAGAUUAUGUAAAUGAAGUAUGUGCUGAGUUUUUACAAAAACAACUGGAUUCAUCAAAUUGUCUUGGUAUCAAAGCAUUUGCUGACUUACAUAACUGUACAAAAUUGUUGUCGAGUUCUGAAGCAUACAGGGUGUAA
This is a messenger RNA of Acyrthosiphon pisum (pea aphid), 1367 nucleotides long. Its product is annotated as kelch-like protein 2. The coding region runs from base 810 to 1367 and encodes 185 amino acids. Lineage: Eukaryota; Metazoa; Arthropoda; Insecta; Hemiptera; Aphididae. The record is from RefSeq and is a predicted model, not a curated record. The transcript is spliced from 4 exons. Gene Ontology annotation, molecular function: protein binding.